Molecule: messenger RNA, 1005 nt
Organism: Cyclocybe aegerita
Lineage: Eukaryota; Fungi; Basidiomycota; Agaricomycetes; Agaricales; Hemipholiotaceae
Source: the annotation of a GenBank genome assembly
AUGGCCGAAGAUAUGCAUAGCAGCGAGUUCUACUGGGACAACAUUUUUAUCAAGGUUCGUCGCCAUUACGGGCGCUUAUCGGUCGCCAUCUACAUCAGUUCAUCGAACGACGUCCAGGUUGAAGACAAGCUCUUCUGUGUCCCUCGAUGCGAAUUUGUAAAGUCCUCUGAGGUCUUCGCUGACAUGUUCCUUCUGCCUUCUGGUCCCGCCAGCGCGGUGGAAGGUCGGGAUAGAGAACAUCCCAUCGUACUUGAAGGAUAUAAGAAGGGCGAGUUUGCUUGCUUGCUGAAAGUGAUGUAUCCCACAGCCGAAUCUCUAAUUUCCGGCACGAACCUCGACUUGUCCUUGGAAAAGGAGGAGUGGGUGAGCGUGCUGAAAUUGUCGACGAUCUGGAACAUGAAAAGGAUCCGGACGUACGCCAUUCACAGGUUGUCGACUCAAGUAACCUUCUUGCCGAUGGAAAAGAUCCUUCUGGCAAGGGCACAUAAAGUCGCCGCAUGGCUGAAUGAAGGAGUCACCAGCUUGGUGAACGAUGUCCCCAGCCCAGAACUCGAGGAUAUAGCUACGCUUGGAUGGGAGACUGCCGCUCGAAUACUCUGGAUUAGGGAUAAAUCCAGUCUUUCUCGAAGCACCCCGAAUAUCCUUCGUUUCAGACGAGACGACAUCAAGUGCGCCCAAUGCUCGUCGCCAUCGAGUCUGAUAAAUGUCAACCAUAACUGCUAUAAUUGUGGGCAAGCCGUGCCUGCAGACGCAGAAUUGACCUUCCCUGGCCCUGGUUCCACCUCGGGAACCACUGAUCGUCUGGUUAUGUUCAGGACAAUACAGCACGGCAAAUGCGGCACAGGGAGCCCAUUCUAUUCAUUUGGCGUCUCCUGCAGCGCUUGCUCAUCCUACAGCGGUCCCACUCACAAUGUUAGAAUCACUUUGGGCAAAGUAGCAAAGGACAUGAUCAAGGAGAUGUUUGGAGAGGAAAUCAAGGAUUACGAAGAUAUGACCGUCGCAUAG